UUCAUCGGCUGUGCCACGCCCCCUGCCGCUUACACCAUUUGCGCGCGUGCGCGGCGUGUCCUAUUUCUUACGCCCGAGAACUAAAUCGGCUGCGAUGGAGAACGCGGGGACAACUCCACAAGGAACAGCGGGGCGUAAGAGGAUCCCCAACCGGGAGAGGCCCACGGCCGAGGAUGAGGCUCUCAACAUGAUCGCUCGCGAGGGUGAAGCAAGACUUGCAGCAAAGCGUGCAGCACGAGCUGAAGCACGGGAAAUUAGGAUGAAAGAACUUGAGAAGCAACAAAAGGAGCCUAUAGAAUACAUUUACUAUCUUGGCUCAGGAUCUCGAGCAUCUUCUAGAACUAGUUCUGCUCAUGCAAGUCCCAUGGCUGAAGAAAGGUCUGAAAAAGACCUUGAGAAGGGAAUCCAAACUACAUCAAGCUUGUCAGCAGCUACUCUAGCCUCCCUAAGUGGAACCUUUUCUCGCCGAGGCAGUGGGGAUACUUCUAUCUCAAUUGAUACGGAAGGAUCUAUUAGAGAAAUUAAGGAUAUCAUUGAGUUAAAGGAUGAAAUUGGGAAUGUAGAAGCAAAAUACAUGCAGAAGUUGAAACAAAUGAAGGACUCUUCAGCUGAAGUUGAAGAAAAAUAUAAGAAAGCUAUGGUUUCAAAUGCUCAAUUGGAUAAUGAGAAAACAAAUUUUAUGUACCAAGUAGAAACCCUACAGGAUACAUUAUUGGAACUAGAAGAGCAGCUUGCAGAAUCUAAGAGGCAAUUUGAAGAGAAAAGCAAAGAUUUUGAGAGGGAAAAACAUGCUCAUGCUAUACUGCAAUUCCAAUUCAUGGAACUCAAAGAGGCUCAGAAACAAAAAGAAGAACUGCUUGCUGAAAUCCAACAACUGCAACAAAAACAAGAGGGUUUUGUCAGGGAAAUAACUGAUCUUCAGGACACAAUAGAAUGGAAAGAAAAAAAGAUAGGGGCAUUAGAAAGGCAGAAAGUCUUAUUUGAUUCCCUAAGAAGUGAGCGAGAUGAUCUUAGAGAGGAGGUGAUUUUGCUGAAGGAACAAUUAAAGCAAUAUGGAAUAAUCACCAAUUUAGGAGUGGCUACCAAUGGAGAAAUCUCUGAUUGUGUUGCUAAGGAUGGACUAUCAAAUUCUUCCAAGGUUGUUUCAGAGACAAGUCAUGCCUUUAAAGUAUCUGAGGAUUAUAGAGAAGGCAGAGCAAAUGAAGUGGAGAUGGAAAAUGAGAUUUUGGAGAAUAUGGGGAAAAGAGAAAUCUUGCAGAACACUGAGCAUGAGGAAAACACAGAGGACACUAAGGAUCAGGAAAUCAUUCUCAAACGUUUGGAAAUAAAGACAUUGCCUGAUGAUGAAAAUGUAGAGACUAAGAAAGUCACUGAAGCCAAAAUUACAUCAACACUGAAAUUAAAUAGUGGACUUGAGGAUCCUGUAAAAAGUUACUCAGAAUAUAUCCCAGAAAUUGUUUAUUCUCUUCAAAAAAGAUAUUCAGGUGAAUUAAAACUUGAAGGGGCUUCACCAGGUCAUAUUUUAGAAGAGAAAGUAUCUGAUAGAAAUAUAAAUGUAACUCCUAAUCAAAAUAAUAUGGCAGAUCCAAGUAUUGAGAUCAAUCAGGAAAUACAUGCCAAUUUAGAAAUAGUUCCACAACAGCAAAAUAAAGAAAAACAAAUAGAUAUUGUAGUUGAUGAGUCAGAAGUGAAUAGUGAAGUAUUUUGGGAAGCUUUAGAUUUUAUAAAUAAUGGCCACAUGGCAAUUUCUACUUCACCAGAAUUGGUAGACGUUAUCCUUAUGAAAGCCUCUAGUAUUGAUCUUAAUAGUGAACAAUCAAAAAAUGGGGUUGUUGAGGGAGAUUUAAACAAAGAAUUUCUUAAAAAUGAACAAAAGCCUACCAUAAAUACUGUAACAAAAGGGCCAAAAAUAGAAAUGUGUGAAACAAAUGAAGAGAAGGAGGCACAAAGUAUGAUACUGCAGCAGGAGGACCAAGUAGUAGAUUCUGCAGAAGAACAAAAAAGAACAUUGUGUAUUACAAAAGUUACUUUGAAUGAAUUUGGAGAGGAACAAGAACAAGUUAAAAUUGAAGAAAUCCAGUCACCACCUUCAAAACAUGAUGCAAUUGUUGAGAAACAAAAUGAGCAAGAGUUAGGAACAAAUAAAGAAAAUGUUGAAGAUAUGAAGGCAUUAAAUGCUUAUUUAGAUUUUGAGGAAAAGAACAAUGAAUGUACUAUGAAAGAUAUUCUUGCAGAACAAGAUGUUGUAGAUUAUAUAAAUCAAAGCAAAUGCCAGACCCAUAAAGAAACAAAUGCAAACAUAGAGAAUGAUUCCAACUGUAAUAUAAAAUCAGCUUGCAUAGAUGGAGCUCUGGGUGAUAUUGAUAUGAUAAAUAAAGAAGUUGCUGGCAGUCAUAAAGAAGUUUUAUCUGCAGGAAAACAGAGUGUAGAUAAAGAAGACAAUACUAUUGAGUCUGCUGUAACUACAACUACAAUGAAAGAGGGUACUGAAGAAGCAUGCACUAGGAAUAAAGAGGGUAAAAAUUACAGACAGCUGCAUGAAGAAAUUCACAGUAUUGUGCCAGAUAUUGAGGAGGUUGUUUGUCUCGAAACACAGAAGACUGAAUUCAUUGAACAAAACAAGCCUGAGAGUAAAGAAAUAAUUGUAGAAGAAUAUCAUGAAGCCUUAGAUGUUUAUGCGGCUUCUUUUGGAGAAUUAAAAACUUCUGAAAAGAGAGAUGUUCAGACUAAUAAAGAUAAUGAAAAGGUCAAAGCCAGCUUAAUCUCAUCCGAUGAUGUUGGAUCUGAAGCUUUUGUGGAAGAAAGUGACACUAUUCAGCAGCUGAAAGAACAUAAAUUUGAAGAAGUCAAAUUUGUGCAGAUUGAUUUAUCUGUUUCUGAAACAACAGAGUCACAAUGUGGGCAGCUGGAAGAGGAAUGUAAAUUGUUGGAUGAAAUCAGCUCAGUACAAAUUGCUGAUCAUACACCAGAACAGUUGGAAAACCUGGAGAGUGCUAUGGAUGAAAGUCAAGACGAAACACAAAGGUAUAAGAAAGGUAAAGGUAAAUCUCGGGAAGACUGCAUUAUAUCAUAAACUCAGAAACUGGAUCAUUAUUCCACAUCAUUCACCUGGCAUCUGUUAAAGAACAAAAUUACAUCUUUAAUUUUUAAAAAGUCAAAAUUUGAAAGAAGUUCUACCAUUAAAUUAAUGUCAUACUCUAAAUAAUGCAAAGUAGUCAAUAAUGUAUGCAUGUGGAGGCUACCUUUUUUGUCAAGUUUAAUUAUAGUCUAAUUAAAGCUAUUACACUAAUUCCCAAUGAGCUGCUUUUUAAUAUUCCAUCAAAUAUAGUAUUUGUUCUCUAAGAAUUUUAAUGAAUGCUAGGAUUGGAAAAUUCUUGGGAAUGAUUAGGAUGCAUGCUUUUUGAUAAAAUGUCACUAGUCUGAUACAUUUAUAUUUGAUUUCAAGUUAUUAUAUAGAACUUUAGCUUCAAUACUGUUACACUUUCUGAACAAAAAGACAAGGUCAAGCUGAAUGAAUAACAAUGAAAUUAUGACAAUUUUUAGAGAAGUAGCAAUUUUUCGCUGUGUAUGUUUCACUCACUUCAAAUUAAUACCAUUUCAAAGAUGGCAAAGAUCUAUACAUAAAGCACUAUUACUUACAGUAAAAAUCAUUUACUAAGAAUCAUAGAAUUCAGUCACAGCCAAUUCAGCCUUUUCUUACCAAAUCAAGCUCUUGUUGGUUUAAAUCAGUGAAUUAAACUUAAUAUCUCUGCAAUUGAUACAUAAAUGACAUGCUCUUGAUCCAAUUUAGCAUUUAUAGUUUUGUCUCUCUUCCUCUGUCUCUUUCAAUGUAAUCUAUGUAGGUUCAUGUAUGAUAAAAACUUUCAGUUCGCUUUAUAUUUAGCCUUUGUAUUAAGCAAUAUUUACUGCAAAUUGUAAUCUAUUUACUUAAAAGAAACUAUCAUUUGUUCUUUGCAUUGCCUUGCAAAGAAAUAGAUAUUGAAUGUUGAAUGUAAACCAAUAUUUUCUUAUAUUGGGAAAUCUAUCCCUUUAAUUUUUGCUGGAAUAUAAGUCUUGAUUGUCUCUGUAAUAAUUAUCUCUAUUUAAAUCACAAAAUGAAAGAUAAUAUCUACUGCAGUUUUAUGAUAAAACUAUUUAACACACUGUCUUCUUUUUCUGAAAGAAUAAUUUUCCAUUAUUAACUAAUAAUGGCUAAAAUAAAUCUGAAAGUUUUUCAUUUAUGAGCAUAUCAAAUUUUUUAAAACAUAAAACAUUUAUGAGCAUAUAAAAACUUGGAACACUUUUAAUGAAUAAAGUAAUUCAACAUUUGCUUUACCAUACUAAAAUUAAGAUAAUGCAAACUCUAAAAUUUGUAUAGCUAUAUAGCAGUGUAAUAGUGUAUUACAUAAAAAUAGAAAAACAUUAAAAAUAUAACAUAGUAUCUAAUGUAUAUAAUGGAAAUAAAGUUUUAUAGUUUAAAAUGUCUCUUCUCAUUUGUUUGUAAAAUUGAUUUAACUAAUAGUUCUAAUAUUUUGUGCAACUGUCAUUUCAGCAAAACAUAUAAAUAUUUUAAAAGACAUAUUAAUAGUUUUAAAGAAAUUGUUUAAUAAUUAUUGCUCAUUCCCUAUCCUGAGAAAUGUAUCUGUAAAAUAAGCAUUCUACCUUUUGGGAGGGAAAAAAGAUGAGGGAUGAUGAGAGAAGAGGAGAGAAGAGGAGAGAGAAGAAACUCAUUGACAAGAAUUACUAUUUUAUCUGAUAUGGUUAUACUGCUCAGUUGUUUCACUGGAUAUGUGUAUACUACAUAAAGUUGUAUUAAUAUUCCUUAGGCAGCAAUUAUUGUAACUGUAUGGAAAUAGGAGGAAGGAGUAUUAAGUAUAUUCACUUGAAUUCUUUAUAAAUAUAAUAAAGGUGAGAUUGAAUAAUUA
Molecule: messenger RNA, 4904 nt
Organism: Pantherophis guttatus
Lineage: Eukaryota; Metazoa; Chordata; Lepidosauria; Squamata; Colubridae
Gene: LRRFIP1
Product: LRR binding FLII interacting protein 1
Biological process (GO): regulation of transcription by RNA polymerase II
Molecular function (GO): RNA polymerase II cis-regulatory region sequence-specific DNA binding; DNA-binding transcription factor activity, RNA polymerase II-specific
Source: RefSeq, a predicted model, not a curated record